Knipowitschia caucasica is the source of this 1374-nucleotide messenger RNA. The record is from the annotation of a GenBank genome assembly. NCBI's taxonomy places the organism in Eukaryota, Metazoa, Chordata, Actinopteri, Gobiiformes, Gobiidae.
AUGGACGACUCUGCACGACUGGAAAAUCUCGACGAUCCCCCAAACAGCCGUCUGUUCAUCGUGAGCAGCCGCACCGUGACCGAAGACCAGAUCCGGGACAGCUUCAGUGUGUACGGGGACAUCCAGGGGGUCUGGCUGGUCAAGGACAAGAACACGAAGGAGUCCAAGGGUGUCGCCUAUGUGAAGUUCGCAAAGUCGUCCCAGGCCUGCCUCGCCAUGGAGACAAUGAAUGGAAGACUUCUGGGCGAAGGAACCAAACCUAUUAAGGUGUUUAUUGCCCAAUCACGGAAUUCAAGCAAACACAGAGAUGUGGAGGACGAAGACCUGACACGAAUCUUUGUCAUGAUCCCAAAGACCUUCUCUGAGGAGGACUUGGUCCAGACGUUUAAGGAGUAUGGAGACAUCGAGUAUGCAAUUGUAAUCAAGAACAAAACCACAGGAGAGAGUAAAGGGCUGGGCUAUGUGAGAUACUAUAAACCAUCUCAGGCAGCCCUCGCCAUAGAAAACUGUGACAGAACUUACAAGGCUGUUGUGGCAGAACCUCGAACAAAGGAUAGAGGUGGAGAGGAUUAUAGUAAUGCGUCUGCUCCUUAUGGCAAUAGUGGAGAUACCAUGAACCAGUACAACUUUCCCACAGCAGGGGAUACUACUGGAUACCAGUAUUUGGACUAUCGCUCUGGAGACUACACACGCACUGUGAUGGUCAGCACAAGAGCUGCGCUUUCCCAGGAACAGUUCUUCAGCCUUUUCGACCUGAUCCCAGGACUGGAGUACUGCGAGCUGCAGAGGGACUAUGGGCAAGCACUGAUCCGCUACAAUAACCUGGGCUCAGCGGUCUAUGCGAAAGAAAAACUCAAUGGAUUUGAGUAUCCUCCUGGAAAUAGACUGGUGGUGGCUUAUGUUGAAGAUGGAGAGGACCGCACCAGCUCAGUGAAUCGCAUAGCAGCUCAGUAUGUAGCGUCCCAGAUGAUGUCUACUGUGUGGAGCGGCACCUCCAGUGGUCACAUGAAGUCCCCGCAGGGAUACUCGUCUAUGGGCCCUGUGGCCUCUCGCGUUCAGACUGAUGUCAAUCUGCCUGCUCCUCAGAAACUGGCUCCUCGAGACAGCCAGUCCAAAGAGCGUCUCUUUGUGGUGUUUUCUCCCUCAGUCCUGCCUCUGGACGUUCUGGAAGAUGUGUUCAGCCGUUUUGGUUCUCUGAUUGAAGUUCACCUUGUUCCUGGGAGGAAAGUUGGCUACAUGAAGUAUGCAGAUAAGCAGUGUGCAGAUGACGCCAUGGCAGCACUUCAUGGGCGUUUUGUGAAUGGUGUAAAGCUGAAGGUUAUGCUUGCUGAUCCACCACGAGAGGAAUCCCACAAGCGCCCCCGCACUUAUUAG